AUGACGUCAGUUUCGUGCAUAGAGUAGUGUUCGUGUUUAAACCUGGGUUGGGUGUAUGGUGAUACUGAUGUUGACCGUUUCUGAAAAGUUUUUAAUUGUUGCGUUAGUGAAGUGAGUGGAGUUAAUUAUAAUGUGUAGUGUUAUAUAUUCGUGAGACGUCAUGUUUCGUUGUAUUCCAAUUUUUAAAGGUUGUAAUCGUCAGGUUGAAUAUGUUGACAAGCGUCACUGUUCACUACCGACUGUACCCGAAGACAUCUUGAGAUAUUCGCGAAGUUUGGAAGAGCUUUUACUGGAUGCUAAUCAUAUUCGAGACCUUCCGAAGAACUUCUUCCGUUUACAUCGUUUAAGGAGACUGGGAUUAAGUGAUAAUGAAAUUCAUCGUUUACCACCUGACAUCCAGAAUUUUGAAAAUUUGGUGGAAUUGGAUGUGUCAAGAAAUGACAUUCCUGACAUUCCAGAGAAUAUCAAGAACCUACGAUCUCUGCAAGUGGCAGAUUUUAGCAGCAACCCCAUCCCCAGGUUACCCCCUGGCUUUGUGCAGCUUCGUAACCUGACAGUAUUAGGUCUUAAUGACAUGUCCCUCACCAAUCUCCCACCUGACUUUGGAAGUCUUACAAAUCUACAAUCCCUGGAAUUACGUGAGAACCUGCUUAAGUCCCUACCAGAGUCUUUGUCUCAAUUGUCCAAGCUUGAGAGGCUAGAUCUUGGGGACAAUGAGAUAGAGGAAUUGCCUCACCAUAUAGGGAAUCUUCCAUCACUUCAGGAACUUUGGUUGGACCACAAUCAACUUCAGCAUCUACCUCCUGAAAUUGGCAACCUAAAGAAAUUGGCUUGCCUGGACAUCUCUGAGAAUCGGUUGGAAGACCUUCCAGAUGAGAUUGGAGGCCUUGCAAGCCUCACUGACCUUCAUUUGUCUCAGAAUGUAAUAGAAUCUCUACCCGAUGGGUUGGGAAACCUUCAGAAGUUAACAAUUCUGAAAGUGGAUCAGAACAGGCUGGCAAUCUUGAAUCCAAACAUUGGCAAGUGUGAGAACUUGCAGGAACUGAUACUUACAGAGAACUUCCUGAUGGAACUGCCAGUAUCAAUUGGAAAGCUUGUGAAAUUAACCAACCUUAAUGCAGACAGAAAUAACUUGCAGGCUUUGCCAGAGGAGAUAGGCUAUUUAUCACAGCUUGGCGUUCUGUCUCUGAGGGAUAACAAACUUCAAUAUCUGCCAUCAGAAGUGGGAAGCUGUUUGGAACUUCAUGUACUUGAUGUGUCUGGUAACAGGUUGCAGUACCUUCCAUUCUCAUUGACAAACUUGAAUUUGAAGGCUGUGUGGCUGUCUGAGAAUCAGGCUCAACCCAUGCUGAAGUUUCAGACAGACCUUGAUGAGGAAACAGGGGAACAAGUACUGACAUGCUUUCUCCUGCCUCAGCUGGAAUAUCACCCAGAGAACACAGCUGACGCUUUUUAUGAUGGGCGGUUAUAUCGUUGUGAUAGUAAGUUUAGUGGCGAAGAUCUUAACGAGGCAAGUGAUGGUGAAGCUAACAUAGCUUCUGUCUCAUCGCCAGAUGGUCAGCAGGAAAGCGACGAAGAUGACUGGGAGGAAAAGGAGGCCUCAAGGACACAUUCUGUCAAGUUUACUGAUGACGUGGAUGAAGAUCAGAACAAGGAGACUCCAUUUGUUCGGCAAAAUACACCACAUCCCAAGGAGCUGAAGGCAAAAGCACAUAAAUUAUUUGGGAAAGGAAAGUCUCCUGAUGGAAAGGCCACUACAGAUCGAUCGGAAACUGGUAAAGUUCAGCCCCAACCAGAGAAACAAGAGAAGCAGACCUCUGAGAUGGAAACACAACCCCCUCCAAGUGAUCAGAAUUCUUGUGUGGAGCCAACACUGAAAGAUGCAGACAAUACAAAGGAGGUGAACAGUAAGAUGCCAGCUAACCAGGUUGUCCUGAGUGAGACAUUAGCUGUAGUAAUCUCUCCAGAACCUGAGAACCAGGUGGCUGCAGAGUCCCAUGAGUCUGGAAGUGAAGAGAAAGAGCCUAGUGAGAUGGAGGUUGAUGAAUAUUCAAAUGAGGAUCAGGAGGAGACUGAGAAGCAUGUUGGCUUUGAAGUGGAAGAUGAGGAGGAUGCUGGUGCGAGACCAAACAGACUGCAUCGUCGUGACACACCACACCACCUCAAAAACAAACGCAUCAAUGUAAACAUCGAUCACAACAAAGUGGCGUCAAUUAUUGCCCAGGCUAUCAGUAAGCAGAAAAAGGAGGAUGAUGUAGAUAAAGAUGGCUUCUAUCCUACACCACCAGAGUCAGUUGGAGAACAGAGCCAAGAUUUGGAUACAAAUAUUGAAGUCAGAGAAGAGCAAUAUGAGAUCCACAUUGAACGAACAGCUGCCGGCCUUGGUCUCUCAAUAGCAGGUGGCAGGGGUUCCACUCCUUUCAAAGGAGAUGAUGAAGGAAUCUUCAUCUCAAGGGUAUCUGAGGGUGGACCAGCAGACCUUGCAGAUCUCAGGGUGGGUGACAAAGUGCUGUCGGUAAAUGGCCAUUCUUUGGUUAAUGUUGAUCAUUAUGAUGCUGUAGAAGUGCUGAAAAAGUCAGGUUACAAACUGGUGCUUGUGGUGACAAGGGAAGUUCCAAGACUUGUUCCUGUUACAACAAAGCUUCCUGAUAUCACUUCAUCUCCGUCCCCUGGUUCCACUCCCACCUUCAGGCAACAUGGUGCCACUUCCAACCUGGAUUCUGCUUGCUCAAGCCUUGGCACAAGUCGAGCUCCAAGUGCAACUUCUCAUGUGUCAGCUACAACUUCAGGGUUUGAAAGUGCAAGCAAAGGGGAAAAUGGCCAAGUUUCUGGAGAUCAUAACCAUGAACAUAAAACAAAGCCUCAACUCGCCAAGAAGAUACCCGAACCAAUCAAGACGUCAAGAGAUGUUGAAACGCGAAAGCAAACUGUCCACACAACGUUAAUCAGAGACCAGAAUGGCCUUGGGUUCAGCAUAUCUGGCGGCAAAGGAUCUCCACCUUAUAAAGACAAAUCAGAUGCAAUCUAUGUUUCUCGAAUCACAGAAGGUGGUGCUGCUGAAAAGGAUGGAAAGUUGCUAGUGGGAGAUAGGGUGAUAUCAAUAAAUGGUGUUGACAUGGAGGGUGCUCGGCAUGACCAGGCAGUGUCGAUGCUGACUGGUCUUGAGAGAUUUGUCCGUCUGGUGGUGGAACGAGAAGUGUUGGUUCCUCGUGAAUCAUUGUGUAGCAGCCCAUCUCCCUCGCCAAGCCCAGGCUCAGAGAAGUCCCCUCGUGUGUUUGGUGUCCCAAAACCUUAUACUGGACUAUAUAGUGCCAAUAGCUAUAUGGCAAAUCGGCCCGGUUAUACUGGGUACAGGCGACCGAUGCCUGAAAGGACUUCUGGAACAAGCUAUGGAAAGUUGCCUGGACUUAGGAAUGAAACGUCUGGAACAGUAACAAAUAGUGAUAAUAAAACAGUUGGUGCAUUGCCAGACACUCAUAUGAACACUACUAAAGAUGCCAGUGCCAUAACCAGUGUUGAUGCAAAGGUAGAACCCCCGCGUCCUGCUCCCCGUCGCGUUCCACAGGCACAAGCCUCGGAUACCUCUACACCUGCACCUGAAACCACUUCAGAGCCAGUUCAGGUACUUCCAAAGCCCAUCACCAAUGAGGAAUUCCAAGCUAUGAUACCUGCUCGGUUCCUUCAGUCCUCUGCCACAGAUUCCACACAGGAGCCCCCUGGGCCCACCGUGACAGUGACUAUCAAGCAGCCUGAACACUCAGCUGGUGACAUCAAAUUCCCUCCUGCCCCAACAACUCUCGGUAAAGUGACAGAGACCAUCACAAAGAGCACAUUCACCGAGACGGUUGUGACUCGGGUCACGGAGAACAAGGAGGUUCUUCCCGUCAUCAUUGAGGAGGUGACACUUGUGAAGGAGGGUGGCUCGUUAGGAUUCAGUAUUAUUGGAGGAAUAGACCACUCAUGUAUGCCUUUUGGAGCAAGUGAACCAGGCAUUUUCAUAUCACAUGUGGUUCCAGGUGGAAUAGCUGCUCGCUCAGGGAAGUUACGGAUGGGGGAUCGAAUCCUGAAAGUAAAUGGUGAGGAUGUGACCAAAUCAAGUCAUCAGGAAGCAGUGCAGAAACUUUUGAAACCUGGAGAUGAAAUUGUUCUCACCAUUCAGCAUGAUCCCUUACCAGAGGGAUAUCAGGAGUUGAGAAUAGUGAAGGCAGAAGGGGAGAAACUGGGGAUGCAUAUCAAGGGUGGACUGAGAGGUCAUCGUGGUAAUCCACUGGAUCGUACUGAUGAAGGUGUUUUCAUUUCCAAAAUCAACUCUGGUGGGGCUGCAAAGCGGGAUGGCAGACUUAAGGUUGGGAUGAGGCUUUUGGAAGUCAAUGGUGUUUCCCUGUUGGGAGCCUCACACCAAGAAGCAGUGAAUGUGCUCAGAAAUUCUGGGAAUGAGAUAAUGCUGGUGGUGUGCAAAGGCUAUGAUAAGGCUGAAGUUGACAGAUUGUUGGCAGAAGGAAAGCUUAGCAGAGAAUCCAAAUCCGUCUCACAAAGCGUGUCUAGUCUUGAUCGUGAUGAUGAAGAUACAGCUACACUGAGACAGGAACAGGAAAUGAAGCAGGAGUUGGUAGAGUGGGAGAAAGAGGAACAAGAGAGGAGAGAGAAAGAAUUGGCAAUUCAGCAGGGACAGCAGAUUGUGUCUUUAGGUGAUGCAGCCCGGGAGAAGUCAACUCCAGAGAGGGUGCUGGAUGUGGUGAGAGCAGCAGAGCUCUUGGUGAACAAACCUUCCAGUCCAACAGAGUUGAUGGUACCGAAGUCUCCAGGUGGUCCCAAGACGGAUCUGAAAACGACCACCAUUGUGAUGAGCAAGCACACUCUUGCUCCCCAGACCAGCACGCCUGUUUCUGGUGGGGCCAACCCCCUUGCUGGCGUCUCUACUACGCUUCCUCGCACGUCUCCAAAUCAAGCUAACUUGACAGCAUCCAAACAGAAUGCAACAUUGCCUUUGCAAGCGAGUAUACCCAAAACACAAGCUUCUCUAUCCCACGCAGUAGCCAAAACAGAAAACACUCCAUCUGCAACUACCCAUUCCUCUGUACCUGUAUAUGCUUCAGCACUGGAUGGUACUGUGACACAUUCAGUGCAGUCUAGUGCUUUGCCUGCAGCACAUCCCAUGCACUCUACCUUUAUAAAUCAAGGCUCCUAUUCCACUGCUGUUCCUGCAACAGUUCACUACACUGUUCAGGUUCCAAACUAUAGUAUCCCUCCUUUACCUCAGACAGCCCCACUCCCUCCUCCCAUUUCUCUUCUCAAUUAUUCCACAAUUACAGCCCACACUGAUGCAGAAAAUAAAAAUAAUCCAGUGAACAGCCUGCACACUGGUUACAGUGCUGUGGGAUCUCUUCCACAACCACUUUCUUCAGUGACUUUCAAUUCAUCCUCCGAACAGGCUGUACAGCCCUCCCCACAGACUCAGUACAAACAAUAUUCCACCACCUUCCCACCCUCCACUGCAUCGUAUUUCACUGAAGAAGCCAUAUCACCCUCAUCACACACUUUGUAUAGCCAAUAUUCCAGCAUCCCACCUUCCACUUCCACUUCCACCACUUCCACUUCCUUCACUGAAGGAAACAUAUCAGCCCCAUCACGUUCUCUGUGUAACCAGUAUUCUGCUGUCCUGCCCUCCACUGAAGCAACCAUACCACCGACAUCACACACUCUUCAUAACCAACAUUCCGCCCUCCCCCCCUCCAGUGCCACAUCAUCCACGAAAGGACCUGUACACUCCCGAACACGCACACUGUAUAGUCAAUAUUCUGCCCUCCCACUCACCAGUUCAACUUCUUUCACUGAAGAACCCCCAUUGCACACUUUGUAUAGCCAAUAUUCCCCCCUUCCACCCUCCACUGGCGUACAUGAUGAGGAAGAUCCUUAUUCCUCCACUGAUGACUUGUUGGAUCCCAUUGCUCGCAGCCGCAAACCAAAUGCUCGACUUUCUGGAAAGAAGAUCGAUCUGAUGGAGGGUGUGAACAAUGUUGAAGUGGUAAAGAAGAUGUCGGUGAGUGACAAAAUGAAGUUUUUUGAGAAGGCCAUGGAAGAGCAGCAUCAGCCUUCUCCUAAGCCAGAAAAGGUUUUCAGCUUCCUAAGUCAAGAUGAAGUGGAACGCAUGAAGCAAGAGGAAGAGAAGAAAAUUGCUGCUCUUUCGAAAGACGAGCUCAAGAACUGGACACAUUUAGAUGAAGCUGAGGAAGAUGAUGAGGACAGCAAGAAUCACACGCAUACAUCAAGUGCCAUGCCUCCCUCAAGUGGCCUGCUGAGUGUGGGCAGCGUGAGGACAGCCAAGGCUGAACGAAGAAUGAAAGAGAAACUGCAGCAGGAGGGACUCUUGACGGAUGAAGACGAUGACAGAGAGUUGUCACCAGCAGAGCAGAGGGCACUCAAGGCAGAGAAGCGAGCAGCAUGGAGACAGGCAAGGCUGAAAUCUCUGGAACAGGAUGCAUUGCAAGCACAGAUGGUUAUUAAGAAGAUGAGUGAAAUGAUUGAUUCGAAAUCAAGCAGUCAGGACACAGGGAUUGGUACUGCUUUGUCCAACAACAAUGGUGCGAUUCCAGACAAAGAAAAUAAUAUUGAGUUACGCACCACAUUACGGCCCUCUAGUGAUGAUUUCCCAAAGCUCUCUCUGCGUGCCAAAGAGGGCGCAACUAAGGUGCGUGAGUUGGAGAGGGUUGUUGGGGAAACGGUGACACAACGUACAGAGGAGUACAUAGACGAGCAAACAGGGGAAAUGAAAGUCCGCACCAUAGAGUAUGUUGAAAAGCUGAUUGAGCGAGAGGUUGAGACAUUAAAAGAAAAGAUUAUAUCAUUGGAGUUAUCAAAUCCUGAAAGUGAGAAGGAAGGUGAAGGUGAAGUAAAUGGUGAAGAUGAAGAAGGGGAGGGGGAACCUCCUACUACUCCUGUGUCCCCAACUCCAUCAGAGGAACCUAUAGGUGGAACCCUGGGGAGCAAGAAGCGGAGACGUAAACGUUCCAAGAGAGGGAAACAUUAAGUUUUCACAUUUAAUCACAUGAUUCAUCACAGUGAAGUGUCACAAGUUCGUGAUAUAUACGAGACAAGUCACAUUAAUAUAAUUUAGUGUUUCUCAUGGUGGCAGGUGUGGGGUUAUAGUGAUACAACUGACCAGCAAAAGAAUAACAUGGAAGGUAUAUAAUGGGACCAAUCAGAGAGCACUUUUCAUUUCAGUUAUCUAAUUUGUAUUAUGUUAUUGUCAAACAUUUUAACCAUGUCACUGCUGUUAUAAAGGCAUCUAAGACUAUGCGCUGAGCUGUGAAAAAUAAUGUGCAGUGUAAGAGUUAAAUAAUUUAUGAUGCAGACAUGGGUGGGGUUCUCUAAGAAUGCUUAUUUGUAAUAAUAAAGAAAGAUUUAUAUUAUUAAAGUAGUAUGCUGUUCAUUGAUUGGCCCCCCCCUAUGUACCUCUCAUUAUUGUGACAAGUAUUUUAUAUGUUUUUAUUAUAUUUGAUCAAGAUAAUAUUUUUGAUGGAAAAGUUUUUUACGAAGAUGAUCUGUUGAACACAUCACAAAUUUUAAUGGUAUGGGAGUUUUUUUCUAUUAUUAUUUAAUUAACAGGUCAUUUAACACAUUCUGCUAGAAUUAAGUAUUUAACCUAAUACAUCCAUUGUUCAUUUAUAUGUAUUUCAUGAUACCUGUACAAAAGAGUAGCAGUCAUAUAGGCAUAUUUGUAAGAAUUUAUUUAAUAACCAUUAGAGAAUGCAUAAUAAACGGUUUUACAGUCUUGGGAUGAAUAAAUGUUAUUAACUGCAGUUGUGGCUUUGUGGACGUGACAUAAUAAUUAUAUCAGAUCAGUGUUGAUCUCUUCAUAAAAACAGCUGUGAAUGAUAAUACUUCUGGAUCUGAUACUGCCACAGCUACUGGUCCAUUGUAUAGAGCGAGUAUUGUUAUUCCACAGAGUGCUCCUGCAGCUUUGAGGGUGCAUGUACAGUGUAAAUUUUGUUGUGUCAUAGACUCAGUACCAUAUCAAGAUGAAAUGAAGAGUAUAAUUUCAUGAAAUAAUUUUUGUUCAAUUUUCUGUGAUGUUGAUAUAGACAGUCUGUAUUUCCUUACCUUGAAAUGGUGUUUUAUUAGUUGGAUGUGUGUAUUUACAAAUUUUAAGGCAUAUUGUUUAAAAAUAUAUUUGCAGUGAUAUUGA
This is a messenger RNA of Cryptotermes secundus, 8185 nucleotides long. Its product is annotated as protein lap4. NCBI's taxonomy places the organism in Eukaryota, Metazoa, Arthropoda, Insecta, Blattodea, Kalotermitidae. Gene Ontology annotation, cellular component: postsynaptic membrane; adherens junction; postsynaptic density. Gene Ontology annotation, molecular function: protein binding. Bases 161 to 7027 code for a protein of 2288 amino acids. The transcript is spliced from 37 exons. The record is from RefSeq and is a predicted model, not a curated record. Gene Ontology annotation, biological process: neurotransmitter receptor transport postsynaptic membrane to endosome; neurotransmitter receptor transport, endosome to postsynaptic membrane.